Molecule: messenger RNA, 2028 nt
Organism: Huiozyma naganishii CBS 8797
Lineage: Eukaryota; Fungi; Ascomycota; Saccharomycetes; Saccharomycetales; Saccharomycetaceae
Gene: GUT1
Product: glycerol kinase
Exons: 1
Coding region: 1-2028 (675 amino acids)
Biological process (GO): glycerol metabolic process; triglyceride metabolic process; glycerol-3-phosphate biosynthetic process
Cellular component (GO): mitochondrion
Molecular function (GO): glycerol kinase activity
Source: RefSeq, a predicted model, not a curated record
AUGCCCGUUUCUGCUGACGUCUCACAGAACGGCCACGUCCCCCUGAUUGUCUCCAUAGACGUGGGGACUACGUCCUCUAGGGUACUGCUAUUCAACAAGUUUGGUAAGGAGGUCACCAGACAUCAAAUCGAGUACUCGACCUCCGCAUCGAGCCAGAAGUACACCCCUGCGGGGGCUAGAAGAAAAUCGCUUAACGACUACUUGGCAAGGGCUCAGGCUGGAGACCACACUCCAAAGACCAUCUACUCGUCAGUGGGUAUGAUGAUUGAGGAGAACGACAAUCUCGAAAUCGAAGACUUGAACGAAAAACUAACCGAGAAAAGAGGCCCUACGCUACGGUACCCAAAGCCAGGUUGGAUAGAGUGCAAUCCAACAACACUGCUGAUCAACGUUCUACAAUGUCUCGCGCUCUCGUUGAACUCUUUGAACAGAGUAAACACACUGAGAAUGGCAGAUUCCAAACUCCCAUACAAGGUGAAGUGCAUUGGGAUCACGAAUAUGAGAGAAACAACGAUUGUAUGGUCCAAACGCACGGGCAUGCCCGUCAUUGAUUACGGGAUUGUCUGGAAUGAUACCAGAAACGGCGAAAUCAUUCGGCAGAGGGAGAGGGAUACACCAGCGGAACAGGUGCUCGAGUUGCAGAACAAAACAGGCCUCCCACUUUUCUCCACCUAUUUCUCUUGCUCCAAAUUACGCUGGCUAUUGGACAACGAACCAAAAGUUAGGGAACACUAUGAAUCAGGGGACUUGAUGUUCGGGACUGUUGACACUUGGCUGCUUUACCACUUGACUUCUACCAAUGAGUUUGUGUCCGACGUCACCAACGCCUCACGGACUGGAUUUAUGGAUCUGGAAGCAAUGAAAUACGAUGACAUGCUACUGAAUUAUUGGGGGAUCGACCGUCAGAAGAUCAACCUCCCCACUAUUAAGUCGUCUGCAGAAUUUUACGGGACGUUUAGAGCUCCAGAACCCCUCAGGAAUGAAUUUCCACCCAAUCUAUGGGAUGUCCUUUUGAAAUUCCAACGGGGCGAUAUACCAAUCCAAGGUUGCCUUGGGGAUCAAAGUGCCUCUUUAGUGGGUCAAAUGGCCUAUACGAAAGGAUCUGCUAAAUGCACGUACGGCACUGGAUGUUUCCUGCUUUACAAUACUGGUACUCAAAAGUUGAUCUCCAAACACGGGGCUUUGACAACUAUAGGUUUCUGGUUUCCAUACCUCACGGAGGGUGAUGAUUGGAACCAGCCUCACUUCGCGUUGGAGGGUUCAGUUGCAGUGGCAGGUUCAGUUGUCCAAUGGCUGAGAGAUAAUCUAAGACUAAUCAAUCGCGCCCAAGACGUCGGUCCCCUUGCCAACGAGGUUCCCGAUUCAGGCGGCGUGGUGUUUGUCCCCGCAUUCAGUGGGUUGUUUGCGCCAUACUGGGAUGGGAGUGCACGUGCCACUAUCAUGGGUAUAUCGCAGUUCACAACCGCAUCGCACAUUGCAAGGGCUGCAGUGGAAGGUGUAUGUUUCCAGGCAAGGGCCAUUCUGAAAGCGAUGAGUUCCGAUGCAUACGACGGUGACAUUUCAGAUGACAUCGAUCUGUUGGAGAGCGGUAUUGGUCAUGAUCACACCUGUGCCUACGAGAAGAGCUUGCUAUCAACACUGUCCGUCGAUGGUGGGAUGUCCAGGUCCGACGAGGUUAUGCAAAUCCAAGCGGACAUAUUGGGGCCCUGCAUCAAGAUAAGACGGUCUCCUGUAUUAGAAUCGACCGCGCUAGGUGCUGCCAUUGCUGCAAAUAUGGCGUAUAAGACUCCGGAGGAGCGUGUUCUGUGGAAAGAUUUGAAGGAUGCCAAGAAAUGGAUUUUCUACCGCGGCCACGACAAAAAUGAAGAGAUCUCUCAAGACCAGCACCCCAAUUUGAAAGUGUUCCGCAGUCAAUCCGAGGAUGAGGAAAGGCGCAAACAUUGGAAGAUGUGGGAAGCUGCCAUUGCCAGAUCUAGAGGUUGGUUACGGGAUGCUGAGGGGGAACAUCCACAAGUACUCGAGGAGUGA